Messenger RNA from Carassius auratus (goldfish), 4096 nucleotides. RefSeq lists its product as uncharacterized. The transcript has 2 exons. Gene Ontology annotation, biological process: proteolysis; DNA integration. NCBI's taxonomy places the organism in Eukaryota, Metazoa, Chordata, Actinopteri, Cypriniformes, Cyprinidae. The coding region runs from base 523 to 4065 and encodes 1180 amino acids. The record is from RefSeq and is a predicted model, not a curated record. Gene Ontology annotation, molecular function: aspartic-type endopeptidase activity; nucleic acid binding.
AAGUGUCCCGAGUCCUCAUCAGCGUCGCCCUGGCAACCGACACGCCGCACCUGUCCCCGCUCAUCAGCCACUGAGCAAGCCCAGCUGCGGCUCAUCAAGCGGGCUAUAAAGAUACGGCAGAGGAGGAAGAAGGGGAGAAACGUCUCCAUGCCAGGAAGUGACUCUUUGUUCUUUUCCCCGCAGAAAGCAGCCCUUAAGCCGCAGCCCCGUCGAACCACGGUGACACCGGCACAGCCCAGGCACGCGCACAAGAGGGAUACAAGGACACGGACACGAAGACCCGCACUUUCGACACUUCCUCACUGGCACUCUCAAUAAAAUCCACCCUUCGGGGAUAUUUUUUCACUCACUCGCUCGUCGUGUGCUUCUUUGUCCCGUGACAAUUUGGUGGAGAAUGCGGGCAGCAAAUUGAAAGAAGCACCGACAGCGAUCACCAAAAUUGUGAGUCUUUUCCCCCGUUCACCGUUGUGUUUUUUUUCUUUUCUUUUUUUUUUUUGUGCAGGCGGCAGCUCCUCCCCCGUGAUGGAAGAAUUGCUCAAACACCUCACCGAGGUGAGCAUCCGCCAGCAACAAAUUGUCGAACACAUGGCCGCGCGGCAAGGGGAAACUGAACGGGAGCUCGCCGCGCUUCGCACUACCACCGCCCAGCGCGCUCCGCUGCCUGAUCCCCGCGUCCAAGCCGCGCAGCUCGUGCCCCGGAUGACGGCGAGUGAUGACGUCGAGCUGUACCUGCAGAUGUUCGAGGCCACAGCCGUGCGCGAAGUUUGGCCCAUGGAUGAAUGGGCACAUCUCCUCGCCCCGCUCCUGACGGGGGAAGCACAGCGGGCCUAUUAUUCUUUGACUCCCAGCCGAAGGGCUUCAUAUGAUGAAUUAAAGAAAGAACUCCUCGGCCGCGUGGGUCUGUCCCCGAUAUGUGCGGCCCAACAGUUCCACGAUUGGGAAUAUCGACCCCGAUUGCCCGCUCGCGCACAGGCAGCGGAACUCACCAGGUUGGCGCAUCAUUGGCUGUUGGCCGGGGAUCCCAGCGCGCACCAGGUGGCGGAGCGCGUGGCCGUCGACCGCCUUCUUCGCGCCUUGCCCCGAUCCAUCCGCCAGGCGGUAGGCAUGCGGAACCCCUCCAGUGUGGAUGAAGUGAUCGAGGCCAUUGAGCUGGCGGAUGCCGCCUACCACCGGGAGGCUGGGGAGCGAGCGCCGCCUUUUCCCCGAAGGGUGGUCCAGGAGCGACGCACGCCGGAGGGCACCUCGCGGCACAUGAGCAGGCCAGCGGUUCCCGGUCCCCAGGACGAGCCCAUGCCAACGGAACCACCACGCUCCCCAGGACGCGCUUGGCUGGCAGGCUGUGCCGUUCACGACCCCCCAGCUGGGGCGACUCGGGCCGAAGUCGCCGUCAAUGGCCGCCCGUUCUCGGCGCUGCUGGAUUCCGGGAGCUCCAUUACAUUGAUGCGGCCCACCGUCCUCCCUCCACGGUCAGGAGCCAAGGCCCGGAUGGCCAUCACGUGCGUCCACGGCGAUACCAGACGGGUCCCCACUCGGCGAGUCGCCAUAACCGCUGCCCCGGGAACCUGGUCAUUGGAAGUAGGGAUCGUGAAGGACCUGCCCGUCCCCGUCCUCCUCGGGAGAGAUUGGCCGGGGUUCGACCGUCUACUCGCCGCAGCCGCACAGCCUGCCAGCUCGACCGGGAACCGCCGACGCCGGAGGCCAGAAAAGGGACCUCCUCGACAUCCCGUGCUGCUGACAUCGGACAGCCCUCGAGAAGGUGAGCCCCCCUCCCAAAAUUCUGACCUAUAUUUUGAUGUGUUUCAGCAGGUGGCAGGAGGUGGGGCUUUCGCGAAGGAGCAGCACGAGGAUGAUCGCCUGAAGAACUGCUGGUCUCAAGUGAGGGUUGCGGAAGGAGAGGAUCUCCAACCAGCACCUCAUCCCAUCCCUCACUUCGUCAUCCGGAAUGGCCUGCUCUAUUGUGCCGCCCAGCGGAGGGGGGAGGAGAAGCUUCUGCUCGUAGUGCCCCGCAGCAAGAUAGGAACGGUGAUGGAACUGGCACACGCUCACCCGAUGGCGGGUCAUCUUGGGGCCCAGAACACCGUCCAGCGGAUCCGGGACCGUUUCCAUUGGCCGGGCCUGGACGCCGAUGUGAAACGGUUCUGCCAAGCCUGCCCGAUCUGCCAGAGGACCUCACCACACACACCUCCCCCCAGCCCGCUGAUUCCAUUACCCAUCAUCGAGGUGCCCUUCGAGCGCAUCGGAAUGGAUCUCGUUGGGCCGCUGCCGAAGUCCGCCCGGGGGCAUGAACACAUCCUGGUCAUCGUCGACUAUGCCACCCGCUACCCCGAAGCUAUCCCUCUCCGCAAAGCCACCGCAAAGGCCAUCGCCCAGGAGCUCUUCCUCCUAUGUAGCCGGGUCGGCAUACCGGCAGAGAUACUGACCGACCAAGGGACGCCCUUCAUGUCCCGGCUAAUGGCUGACCUCUGUCGACUCAUGAAAGUGAAACAACUCCGGACGUCCGUCUACCACCCCCAGACCGACGGCCUCGUCGAGAGGUUUAAUCAAACCUUGAAGCAGAUGUUGCGACGGGUGGCGGCCGAGGACCGACGAGACUGGGACCAGCUGAUACCUUACGUCCUCUUCGGCAUCCGGGAGGUCCCCCAGGCAUCCACGGGCUUCACCCCGUUCGAGCUUCUGUUUGGCCGCCAACCCCGAGGGCUUCUCGACGUGGCUAAAGAGGCCUGGGAGCAACAACCAGUCAACCUCAGGACGACGGUUGAACACGUCCGCCAGAUGCGGGAGCGAGUCGACAGGGUCAUGCCACUAGUCCGGGAGCACCUGACCAAGGCCCAGCAAGCCCAGCAGCGCCACUUCGAUCGGGCCGCCCAACCACGGGAGUUCCAGCCAGGAGACCACGUAAUGGUCCUGGUCCCCACCUCAGCCUGUAAAUUCCUGGCAAGAUGGCAAGGCCCGUACACGGUACUGGAGAGAGUAGGGCCCGUCACCUACAGGGUCAGACAACCUGGGCGGCGUCGACCCGAACAAUUAUACCACGUCAACCUCUUGAAACGCUGGGUGGGGACCGGACCCCAACUUGCGGCCCUCACCGCCUCUACUCCCGUGGUGGUAGAUGUCAAUCCACACCUCUCCGCGGCCCAGAAGGCGGAGCUGCAACACCUAGUCGGUCAGUUCUCCGAUGUGUUCUCCCCCCGGCCCGGAAGGACCAAGGUCGUCGAGCACGAUGUGAGGACACCACCUGGAGUCAUCGUCCGGCAGCGGCCCUAUCGAGUCCCGGAGGCUCGGCGACACGCCAUCGAGGAGGAGGUGCAGGAGAUGUUGAGGUUAGGUGUGAUCGAACCAUCUCGGAGUCCCUGGUCAAGCCCCAUCGUCAUGGUCCCGAAGCCCGACGGCACCCUCCGGUUUUGCAACGACUUCCGCCGCCUAAAUGAGGUCUCCGAGUUCGACGGCUACCCCAUGCCCCGUGUGGAUGAGCUGCUCGACCGCCUGGGAAGAGCCCGGUUCAUCUCUACACUAGACCUCACGAAAGGAUAUUGGCAGGUCCCCCUGACUAAGGAAGCCAAAGCAAAAACCGCCUUCUCUACCCCCAGUGGCCACUGGCAAUACCGGGUCCUUCCCUUCGGCCUACACGGGGCCCCUGCCACCUUCCAGCGCAUGAUGGACAUCCUGCUGCGGCCCCAUAUGUCCUACGCCGCAGCCUAUCUGGACGAUGUGGUAGUCCACUCGGAGACCUGGGGAGAGCAUUUAGAGCGGCUCCGGAGGGUGCUGUUGGAGCUGCGCCGGGCGGGACUAACCGCCAACCCCCGCAAGUGUCACCUAGCGCUGUCAGAAGCCAAGUACCUGGGUUUCCAGGUCGGUCGCGGCCUCAUUAGGCCGCAGGAGAAGAAAGUGGAGGCCAUCCUGUCCGCACCGAAGCCCUCAACGAAAACCCAGAAAGCAGCCCUUAAGCCGCAGCCCCGUCGAACCACGGUGACACCGGCACAGCCCAGGCACGCGCACAAGAGGGAUACAAGGACACGGACACGAAGACCCGCACUUUCGACACUUCCUCACUGGCACUCUCAAUAAAAUCCACCCUUCGGGGAUAUUUUUUCACUCA